Molecule: messenger RNA, 2499 nt
Organism: Pyricularia grisea
Lineage: Eukaryota; Fungi; Ascomycota; Sordariomycetes; Magnaporthales; Pyriculariaceae
Exons: 2
Coding region: 428-2029 (533 amino acids)
Biological process (GO): carbohydrate transport; transmembrane transport
Cellular component (GO): membrane
Molecular function (GO): carbohydrate:proton symporter activity
Source: RefSeq, a predicted model, not a curated record
CCCAACUUUGGGUUGGGGAUACAGUCAUGUCGUGUUGUGCCCCGGAGUCUAUCAAAGACAUCCGCCCAAAAAAAAAAAAAAAAAUCCAUUCAGACCCCUGUCCUCUGUCCCUGCUUCUUCCUUGGGAAUGUUUCCCACAGAACACGCCCCUCCUUUUCCAGCUAUGCUCUCUCGGAGUUAUCUUCCAGAAGACCCUUGCCAUUCGCGGUGUCUCGUGUAUAAGGAGACACGAUCCCGGCCAACGAUUUCCACAGUCGCCCGUCUGAGUUUCUCUUUCGUCUCGUUCUUCUUCUCCCGUCCUUACGAGGUAGUAAGGUUCCUUCCUUAUAUCCGUGCUGCUUAGGAUCAGACGGUCUCCUGACUAUCACUUUUUCAAAUCUCUUGAACCAAUAUACCCACAUAGUGAUACCCGGCCUUUGACGUCGUCAUGGCUCCAAACAUCGGCAUAAGCACUCGCACCGCCGAGCUCGAGGUAGCUCAGGCUGAGGCACCCAGGUUUGAACAUGUCGUCUGGUACAAGGAGCCGCAUUUGCGCAAGUUGUACGUUUGCGCAGCUGUUCUUAUGGUUGCCUCGGCCACAACUGGUUACGACGGAAGUCUGCUCAACGUCUCGCAGCAGAUCGACGAAUGGAAGGAAUUUUUCGACGUUGCUAUCAAGGAUGACAACAAACUUGGUAUCCUGAUCAACAUGUUCAACAUUGGUUCCAUUAUCUCCUUUUUCAUCACCCCGUAUGUCGCCGAUACCUAUGGCCGAAGGACCGCCAUCGCCUCUGGCUGUGCGCUCAUGGUAGCCGGAGGUUGCGUGACUGCCUUUGCAAAUGGAUACGAGAUGUACCUGGGUGGUCGUUUCAUCCUAGGUUUCGGUAACUCCCUCGCCCAGAUGUCCUCGCCCCUGCUUCUUACCGAGAUCUGCCACCCGCAGCACCGUGGUCCCGUCACUGCCAUCUACAACUGUCUUUGGAACCUGGGAGCUCUCCUGGUCGCCACCAUUGGUGCCGGUACUGCUCAAAUCAGCAACGACUGGUCAUGGCGAUCAAUCACCUUCCUCCAGAUUGCGCCCUCCGUCAUCCAGCUUUUGGUUAUCUGGUGGAUCCCUGAGUCGCCUCGUUAUCUGGUCAACAAGGACCGCAACGAGGAGGCCUUGAACGUCCUCGCCAAGUGGCACGCUGGCGGCGACAUCAACAACGCCACCGUCCAGUUCGAGUACCGCGAGAUCCGAGAUGUCAUCAACGCCGAGAAGAAUGCCGACAAGGCCACGAGCUACAUGGACUUUUUCCGCACUAAAGGCAACCGCUGGCGAUUGGCAAUCAUCAUUUCGCUUGGUGUCAUCUCCCAAUACUCUGGCAAUGCCAUCUUGUCCAACUACGUCGACAUUGUUUACGAGGGUGCUGGUAUCAAGGACCAGAACACCAAGCUUGCCAUCUCUUGCGGAAAGACCGUCUUUGAUCUCAUUGUCACCAUCACUGCUGCGUUGAACGUCGACAGGUUUGGACGUCGCCCACUGUUCCUUGUCUCUGUGUUCGGUAUGGUCGGCUCUUUCGCUUGCUGGACCAUCACCGGAGCCGUCUACGAGAACUCGGGCGAGACCAACGCCGGCGCUGGCUACGCACAGAUUGUCUUCAUCUGGAUCUUUGGUGCUUUCUACGGCAUUGGAUUCUCAGGUCUUCUGGUCGCUUACGCUCUUGAGGUCCUUCCCUUCCACCUUCGUGCCAAGGGUAUGAUGAUCAUGAACAUUACCGUGCAGGCUAUACUGGCUCUUGGAAACCAAACCAACAAGCUCGCCUGGAACAACAUGCCCAACCACUGGAACUUCAUGUUGUUCUACACCCUCUGGGAUACCGUCGAGCUUGUGUUCGUCUGGUUCUUCUACGUCGAGACCCGGGGCCCGACCCUGGAGGAGAUCGCCAAGAUCUUCGACGGCGACCAAGCGAUCCCCCACACCGACCUGCACCAGAUCGAGAAGGAGAUUCAUACGGCAGAGCACGAGGACGAGCUCGUGCGGGCCGAGUCGAGGAAGGCAGCCAACUAAAAGGAUGUCGCCUCCUUGGUUAUAUCAAUCCUGUCGACUGCGUUCAGUUCUCUUGCUUCCAUGUUCACUGACGUGUUUUUCUACGCGCCGGUACUCCAUCAUACCAUCUUAUUUGUUUUUCUUUUGGCUUGCAAACCCUUUCGAAGAAAUAAAGAGGGAUGGAUAACAACCCCAAAUUUGAUACCAAAUCGAGGCUUUGUUCUCUGCUCUCGGCUAAAGUUGACACCUUUUUUUCUUGGAAAGGGAUAAAAAGGUGUGGGACGAUGUCGACCUUGUUCAUAGUCUCACUUUGUCGCUUGAGUCCUGCACUACUCUCAUCGGCAAAAGAGACAUUUGUACCUGUGUCUCGGCUGAGCUGGCGUGCAGUCUGGGGGCAUUCGAGGCGGGCAUCAUAUCAAGCCACGAUCGUUAUGACAAAACUUGCCUUCUUAUUUAAUACCAAUUUUUCUUUUCAUUCUUCUCACGUACAU